CAUUCCCAGCCUUGGUAAUGGGUAAGGCUUGUGUAUGAAGAUCGGAUUCUGAAACUCUGUCUACUCGUUGUCAUUUAUCAACACGUGGGGUACAUUCGUUACAUUUCCUCGAAGACUCCGAAUCAUUCGAAUCGACGGUUGAAAAUGAUUGCAAAUGUAUGUGUGCUUUAAACUGGAGUUUGUACAUGGGGAUCCUUGUAGGCCAUGCGUGCAGCUGCAACGAGUAGACAGCCAGUACGAAACCGACAAAAACACGCACAAGGUGACAUACCAACGGAAAGUUGAGAACUGAGAGAGAGAAACAGAGAGAGAGAUUGUGUUGGUGUUGGUGUUGCCUCGGAGCCUCUGCAGUAGUCUGCAUAUCGAUUAAGGAUUCUGUGCUACUCUCAAUUACUAUAGCUGGUUUGAUUAGUGCAAUUUUCUUGGGGGCUAAGAUGAGCUUUACUGGCCCUUCAGUGGGUUCUGGUGGUCGAACUGCUAGGAGGUUAGUUGAGUUCGGAAGGACCUAUGUGGUGAGACCUAAAGGUAAACACCAAGCCACUGUAGUUUGGCUACACGGCCUUGGUGAUAAUGGCUCAAGCUGGUCCCAGCUACUGGAGACCCUUCCUCUUCCAAAUAUAAAAUGGAUAUGCCCAACUGCUCCUACCCAGCCAAUUACUGUUUUCGGUGGCUUUCCUUCCACUGCUUGGUUUGAUGUGGGAGACCUGUCUGAAGAUGCUCCUGAUGACUUAGAGGGUUUGGAUGCUUCAGCAGCACAUGUUGCAAAUUUGUUGUCAACAGAACCUGCCGACAUUAAACUUGGUGUUGGAGGUUUCAGUAUGGGUGCAGCUACUGCACUAUAUUCUGCCUCUUGCUUUACUCAAGGGAAAUAUGGAAACGGCAAUCCAUACCCAGCCCAAUUAAGUGCAGUUGUUGGACUAAGUGGCUGGCUUCCUUGUUCAAAGACCUUAGCUAACAAGUUACAAGGGGUGGAUGAAGCUGCUAGGCGUGCUGUGUCCUUGCCCAUUUUGCUCUGUCAUGGCAAAGCUGAUGAUGUGGUUCUUUAUAAAUUCGGUGAGAAAUCCUCACGGUCCUUGAGUUCGUGUGGAUUUCAGGACGUGACAUUCAAAAGCUAUAAUGGGCUUGGUCACUACACAAUCCCUGAAGAGAUGGAUGAAUUCUGCACUUGGCUAACUUCAAAGUUGGCUCUUGAGGGGGCCUCUUCGUAAGAUGAUGUAAGAUUUCGAGUAACAGCAAGCUAGCAAGAACAAGAAACCAAAGGGCAAGUAUGUCUACAGUUAUUAGCAACAAAUAUGGGUACCUAAGGAGUAACAUUGGGUAUUGUUGGAUAUUGUUUUGGCUGGUUGGCACCUUGAUAAGCCAUAUUCGUGAACUGCAAGGCCAUUUAUUUGGGGUAAUUAAAAAGCUGUUUGGAAUUGAUUA
Messenger RNA from Juglans microcarpa x Juglans regia, 1422 nucleotides. Its product is annotated as acyl-protein thioesterase 2-like. Bases 435 to 1208 code for a protein of 257 amino acids. Gene Ontology annotation, molecular function: hydrolase activity. The record is from RefSeq and is a predicted model, not a curated record. The transcript has 10 exons. Lineage: Eukaryota; Viridiplantae; Streptophyta; Magnoliopsida; Fagales; Juglandaceae.